This is a messenger RNA of Corythoichthys intestinalis (scribbled pipefish), 6749 nucleotides long. RefSeq names its product DP-Gal:betaGlcNAc beta 1,4- galactosyltransferase, polypeptide 1, like (gene b4galt1l). The record is from RefSeq and is a predicted model, not a curated record. Lineage: Eukaryota; Metazoa; Chordata; Actinopteri; Syngnathiformes; Syngnathidae. The transcript has 6 exons. Bases 308 to 1354 code for a protein of 348 amino acids. Gene Ontology annotation, biological process: carbohydrate metabolic process; protein N-linked glycosylation. Gene Ontology annotation, molecular function: beta-N-acetylglucosaminylglycopeptide beta-1,4-galactosyltransferase activity; cytoskeletal protein binding. Gene Ontology annotation, cellular component: Golgi apparatus.
UCUGACUUGUGGGAAGUUGAAGAAAGUUCGCUGACUUUUGGGACACUUUGUAAGGUCGCGAGUUGUCGUUUUGGCCGCGUGGCACAGUUCCGCCGACGGUUCGGACGGGGUUUUCCCCCUUUUUUUCCUGAGUACGCGUGCGACCUCCGCGGGCGAGCGGACGGAAGAGGCCGUCGUGGGGGCUAAUAAAGGUAGCCGCGAGAAAGCCAGCGGCCGUCGACGGUGACGGCGCUCGAUAGCGGUCGCUCGGAUGGAGCCCGCCCGAGAUAAACUCUAGCAGAGGAAAGUUUUGGACGGUAACGUCAGCAUGGCGACGGCGACGUCACAGUCGCUCAACUUCAACUUCCUGCACCGCUUGUGCAAGCUGGUGGUCGUGCUCUGCUUCCUGCACAUCUCCGUCACGCUCUUCUACUACGUCCGCUCUCUGGACAUCCGCUCCGCCUUCGUCCGCAACCAGCAGCAGCAGCAGAACCGGAAAGACGGCAACGCCACCGAGCAUCUGGGUAACGGUACCGAGACGCCAGUAACUCCCAAAAGCUGGAAGAAGUGCCCUGAAACUUCUCCUCUGCUGGUGGGUCCCCUACGGGUGGAGUUCAACAUUCCGGUGAGCUUGGAGCGGGUGGCGCAGGAGAACCCGCACAUCCGGCCCGGCGGUCGCUACAAGCCCUCCGACUGCGAAGCCCUGCAGAAGGUGGCCCUGAUCAUCCCGUUCCGCAAUCGAGAACAGCACCUCAAGUACUGGCUCUACUACCUGCACCCUAUCCUGCAGCGGCAACAGCUGGACUACGGCGUCUACGUGAUCAACCAGGACGGAGACGAGACCUUCAACCGGGCCAAACUCUUGAACGUGGGCUACGCCGAGGCGCUGAAGGAUUACGACUACGAGUGUUUCGUAUUCAGCGACGUGGACUUGAUCCCCAUGGACGAUCGCAACAUCUACAAGUGCUUCAGCCAGCCGAGACACCUCUCCGUUAGCAUGGACAAGUUUGGCUUCAGGUUGCCUUACAAUCAGUACUUUGGCGGCGUAUCAUCCAUGAGCAAGGAACAGUACCUGAGGAUCAACGGCUUCCCCAACAAUUAUUGGGGAUGGGGCGGCGAGGAUGACGACAUCUUCAACAGGCUGGCGUCCAAAGGAAUGUCUAUCUCCAGGCCCAGCGGCGAAGUGGGAAAAUGCCGGAUGAUUCGGCACGAGAGGGACAAGCAGAACGAACCCAACCCUCAGAGGUUCAACCGCAUCGCUCACACUCGGGAGACCAUGAACAAGGACGGCAUCCGCUCUCUGUCCUACAAGCUGGUUUCCAAGGAAGCUCUGGCGCUCUACACCAAGAUCACGGUGGACAUCGGGAAACCCUGAGAAGGCUCGAUUCCCAGGCUCGAGCUAAUCGCACUUCAACAUUGACUUUGAAUGGAAAACCCGUCGCGCGGCAAAGAAAAAGCGCGUCCGGUUUGAACGCAUCCUUAGGAAACAAUGACGGAGUAUUAGGGCCACAUAAAAUAGGCUUCCAGAAAAAAAUGGUCCUAUUACGAGAUCGAAGUGGACGACUUUAUCGUCAUAAUAUUACUUUUUUCAUAAUACAUAGUCACGUAGGAAUACGACUUUUGUUUUUCUCUUAAUGUUAUGACCUAAACAUAUCAUAUCUCAUAACAAAUCUCGUAAUACUACUUUUUUUCACAUCAUAUUAUGUCCUGGGGCGGAGCUUAGGGGGGGUGCCCGUUUUGACUCAUCGCCCCUGGGCCCUGUGCCCUGUUCACAUUUGUUCCGCCACUGAUUAUGACUUAAAUCUCAAAAUAUUACAAUUUUAAUCCGGUAAUAUUACCAAGUAUGACUUCAAUCUCGUAAUAUGAUGACUUCAUUCUCCUCGCCCUAUUUUUUUUUUUUUUCUUUCUUGUGGCCCUAAUCGUCCGUCGUCAUCGGAAAGGACUCAAUCCGUGGCGAUUCAAGCGUACAGAGCCCCUAAAGGGACAUCGACAUAAAUUAAAUAAAUUUAAGCAAUGUGGUGCGCACCACAAACAAUGUGGUGAACAUUAGCAUCAUAUAACAUUUAAGCUAUUGGACUUUUGCUAUGCAAGUUAGCCAAUUGUUGUUGAACGCGGUCUAGAAACUAUCUGGUAAACAUUAGCAUUAUAUAGCAUUUAAGCUAUCGGACUUUUGCAAUGCAAGUCAGCUAAUUGUUGCAUUUUUGGCUAACUUGCAUAGCAAAAGUCUGAUAGCCAAUUUUUGUAAAUAUUGGAAUUAUAUAGCAUUUAAGCUAACUUGCAUAGCAAGUCUGCUUGCUCAAAUGCUAUAUAAUGCUAGUUUUUACAGCAGUUGGCUAACUUGCAUAGCAGAAAUCCUAUUGCAUAAAUGCUAUAUAAUGCUAAUGUUUACCAGAUAGUUUCUAGACCGCGUUCAACCAUAAUUGGCUAACAUGCAUAGCAAAAGUCCAAUAGCUUAAAUGUUAUAUAAAGUUAAUGUUUACCGGAUAGUUUCUAGUACACGUUCAAGUUAGCCAAUUGUUGUAAACAUUAGCAUUAUGUAGCAUUUAAGCUAUCGGACUUUUGCUAUGCAAGUUAGCCAAAUGUUGUAAACAUUAGCAUAGCAGCCAAUUGUUGCAAUUGGUUAACUUGCACAGCAAACGUCCAAUAGCUUAAAUGCUAUAUAAUGCUAAUGUUUUCAACAAUUGGCCUACUUGCAUAGCAAAAGUCUGAUAGCUUAGAUGCUAUGUUCACCGGAUAGUUUCUAGUACGGGUUCAAGUUAGCCAAUCGUGGUAAACAUUAGCAUUAUAUAGCAUUUAAGCUAUUGGACUUUUGCUGUGCAAGUUAGCCAAUAGUUGCAUUGUUGCAAUUGGCUAACUUGCAUAGCAAACGUCCGAUAUCUUAAAUGCUAUAUAAUGCUAAUGUUUACCAGAUAGUUUCUAGUACACGUUCAAGUUAGCCAAUUGUUGUAAACAUUAUCUUAAAUGUUAUUUAAUGCUCUCGGACUGUUACUAUGCAAGUUAGGCACUUGUUGUAAACAUUAGAAUUAUAUCGCAUUUAAGCUAGUGGAUUUAUUGCUUGCUAGUGGACAAUUGUUUUAACAAUAAACAAUUGUUUUAAUGUUGCAAUUGGCUAACUUGCAUAGCAAAAGUCCACAACUUGCAUAGCAAAAGUCCACUAGCUUAAAUGCUAUACAAUGCUAAUGUUUACAACAAGUGCCUAACUUGCAUAGAUACUAGCUUAAAUGCUAUACAAUGCUAAUGUUUACAACAAGUGCCUAACUUGCAUAGAUACUUUUGCUAUGCAAGUUAGCCACUUGUUGUAUUGUUGCAUUUGGCUAACCUUCAUAGCAAAAGUCUGCUAGCUUAAAUGCUAUGUAUUGUUAAUGUUUACCAGAUAGUUUCUACUACGCGUUCAAGUAAGCCAAUUGUUGUAAAAAUUAGCAUUAUACAGCAUUUAAGCUAGCGGACGUUUGCUAUGCAAGUUAGCCAAUAGUUGCAUUGUUGUAAUUGGCUAACUUGCAUAGCAAACGUCCGCUAACUUAAAUGCUAUAUGCUAAUUUUAAAACAAUUGGCUGAUUUUCUUUGCAAAAGUCCGAUAGCUUAAUGCCGUAUAAUGCUAAUGUUUCCAAGAAUUGGCUAACUUGCACAGUAAAAGUCCGCUAUCUUAAAUGCUAUAUAAUGCUAAUGUUUACCAGAUGGUUUUUGGUGUGCAAUGGAAACUAUCUGGUAAACAUUAGCAUUGUUGCAAUUGGAAAAUCUGCAUUGUAAAAGUCUGCUAAUUUAAAUGCUAUAUAAUGCUAAUGUUUUCAACAAUUGGCUAACUUGCAUAGCAAAAGUCCGAAACCUUAAAAGCUAUAUAAUGCUAAUGUUUACGAGCUAGCUUCUGAUGCGCCCCAGAUUGUCUAAAUUUAUUUUAUUUCUGUCGAUGUCCCUUUAGGUUCUCCGUACUAGCACAUCGAACGCCUUUCGAUUUCAUUCCAACUGCUGUCAUCGCUGGAAACCUUUUGCAUACUGUUCUUCGAACAAAUCUCUCGCGACGGAGAAACUGGACGAGCCCAAUGGUCCAAGGCGCCAACAAUCAGUUUGGGGGUGGGAUGGGAAACUCGUGACGACUGAUUGUCAAGCGCAGUUCAGCUUUAAUCACUUUGACCUGUGUGUGUGCGUGCAUGUUGGGGGUGAUUGACUUCCAACAUUAUUGAUCAGCUUUAAUCAAUACGUGAGUGCCUUUUUAAGUGUCCUUCUGACCAACGCGUGUCUUUCAAGUGUCCUUAACUCAUUUCCUGCCGUUGAAGGCAAUCAGAGGUCGGUAGCAUGUACAAAAAUUGGACUCGUGUAAGAGUAGUGUUGCUUCAAAAUAAGAUUACUCAGGUAGUUAUCAAAGGUUUAAAAAAACAAAAAAAAAAAGUGUUCGUUUAAAAGAAUACUCAAGUUAUGAGUAACUUUGUGAGUAACUGCUUACGAUGGCUGGUAUUUUUUGAUAACACUUUAUGUGUUCAUAAGACUGUCAUAAGACCAUUAUAAUUAUGACAUGACAUUGUUAUGAGCGUGAAUGAAAUCUUAUGACGGAUGUCAUGAAGUGUCAUACUUUAAAAGAUGUCACUAACUCUAUUUAUGUCCAGUCCGCAUCUUUUCCAUUCAUUUAUAAGUGACAUCAUUUGCUGGAUGACACUUCAUGACAUCUGUCAUAAGCUAGCUAGUGGCAGUGGCUAGCUAGCUAGCUAGCGGUGACGGCUAGGGUCGGCGAUCUGCUAGCUAGCGGCAGCCAGCUAGCUAGUUAGCAGCGCCUGCCAUCUAGCUAGCGGCAGCGACCAGCUAGCUAGCGGUGACAGUUAGCAUCGAUGACCAGCUAGCUAUCAGCAGUGGCCCACUAGCGGUGACGGCUAGGGUCGGCAAUCAGCUAGCUAGCAGCAGUGGCUAGCUAGUAAGCAGCGGCUGCCAGCUAACUAGCAGCAGUGGCCCACUAGCUUGUGGCAGCUAGCGGGAGCCAGCUAGCUAGCGGUGACGGCUAGCAUCAAUGACCAGCUAGCUAGCAGCAGUGGCCCACUAGCUUGUGGCAGCUAGCGGGAGCCAGCUAGCUAGCUGUGACGACUAGCAUCGAUAACCAGCUCGCUAGUGGCAGUGGCCAACUAGCUAGUGGCAGCUGGCGGCAGCCAGCUAGCUAGCAGUGACGGCGAUCAGCUAGCAAGAGGCAGUGGCCCACUAGCUACUGGCAGCUAACGGCGGCAGCCGGCUAGCAGCGUCAGGCUAGCGGCUGCUAAUGUCGGCCGGCAGCUAGUGGCUAGCUAUUGUUAAUAUAAUUGACAUUAAUUUUUACUUUUUUUAAUCGUGGAGGACCUUGGGGUUUUUUUUUCAUGAAAAAAGGUUGAAAAACACAGAUCCAGAAAAAGAAAAAAUAUAAAAUACGAAAUACGAAACAAAAUCUCAGUAAAAACAAUUCAACUUUUGCAGUUCAUUGUUUUUGGGUCAAGACUAAAGUUUUCAAGUUUCGAUAUGUAAAAAGUACCAUUGAUUUUUAAAUUUUUUUUUUAAUUUUGUAUAACCAAACUUGAAAACCAGUUAAUUUUGACCCGAACUAAAUACAAGAUUUAAAACGAUCAUAUCUCCGGUUUUCCAUGGCCAAAUAAAAAAUGGGAGAGUUUGAAAUCCAAGUAAUGUUGACUUUGUCAAAAUUUUAUUUUGAUAGCAAUUUAAAGAUGCCAUGUAAUUGAACACGCUGGCGUGACCCUAGGACUGAAACCAAAUGCAAGCUUGUGCGUGGUCAUGUGACUGUAUCGUUACUAGGGAUGUCCCGAUCCGAUCACUUGAUCGGAAAUUGCGAUCGGGUAAAAAAACAUAGGGUUUUUAAUUUUUUUUAAAAAUGUUUUUCUGCUUCAUGCUCAUACAGCGCCACACCCUUCCUAAUGCUUAGCAUUGAAGCCAAACUGUCCAUUGCAGCUUGUUUGGUACUUAAAUUUAACGAUGAUUGAGAGGUUUGUAGCUUUGAUCUUGCCAGAGAAGCUUGGUAGCGCUACGGUUAUAGGCACAAAUGUGUCAAUUAGAGGUGCAAAAAUCGAUUUAAUUAGCAAAUUAAUCGACAACUAUUUUGAUGACCAAUUGGUUGCAUAAUAUGGUCAUGAAAUAUAGUAUGGUAUAAUACAGUUCACAUACAUGAAGUUGUGCUGAGAAAAAAAAAUACCAUCUUUUUUCUUUAAAUCAGACAUAGUAAGCAGUGACUCACAAUGUUACUCAUGACGAGUAUUCUUUUCAACGAAUACUUGUACUUGAGUACAUUUUAAUGCUACUCUUACUUGAGUCAAAUUUUCAGCUACUAUACCGAACUCUGACAUCUAGCGCUGUCGAUGGCACUGAAAGAUGAGCAACAAAUGCUGAUUUUUAACUGUCUGCCAAUGACGGCAAUAGACGUUCAAUCCAUUCGAGGCGGGAGGACGGCAUCGAAAUGAACAUUCCUCGGUCGGACGCCGCGCAACUGGACGUUUAUCACCGACGACAGCAUGGAAAAAGAUCCCGGUUAACGGCGGCGAUCGUCGACCGGCUCAGAUAAUCGUUUCUCGAUUCAUCGACUUGAAUUUUGUGCCUUUGGAGAUGAAUCUCAAGAGUGACUGAAUAUUUUCACAAUCAUUGCACUUUUCUUUUAUGGUCAAAAUCUUGCUGUUCUUUGAAAAGAAUGUGACUCAUUUUGCAAAAUGAAAGAUAAUCACUUUCUGUAGAUUUGUAACUUUGGAGCUUUAUUUGACAAAACCUUUAUAAAAACAACAGUGGCUUGAAAAUAAAAUGGAUUAGUCGCUUUUAUU